AUGAUAAAGGUGAAAGAAGAUCCAACUUCUGUGGGCCAUGGGUCCACAGACUUCGUGAAGAAGCUCUAUCAAAUGCUAGAGGAUGAGUCUUAUCGGGACAUUGUGAGGUGGACAGAUUCAGGAGACUCAUUCGUAGUGUUGAGUACCAAUGAAUUCACCAAAGACAUCCUACCUAAACAUUUCAAACACAGUAAUUUUGCGAGUUUUGUACGUCAACUGAACAAAUAUGAUUUCCACAAGGUCAAAUUGAGCAAUGAGGAUAAGCAAAGGAUGCAAAUGUUAGAAAACGGAGAGAUAUUUUGGGAGUUCAAACACCCAUUGUUCAAACGAAACGAACUUGAAGCUUUAGAAAAUAUCAAAAGAAAGGGGCCCAUUCAGAAGAAACCGGGGGACGAUGCCAGUGAGCUUGCAGAAAAGGUUGAGUUUUUAACCAGAAAGGCUGACGAUUUGGAGAAUGAGCUUGGUAUUGUCAACUCAAAGUAUAAUACAAUUGUGGAGAGUGUGCUCCAUAUGAGGAAGCUCAAUGAUGGUACAAUGAAAGUUUUAGACACUCUGGUGAAAUGCUUACACAAUGCAGGCAUCAAAAUACCUCCUUUGGAGAUAAUAGCACCUAUGCCUGGUGGAGUUCUUCCCCCUUCUCUAGGCCCAAAAUUUCACCCUGGACAACAACCACAUCACCAAAUGCAUCAACCACAGCCACAGCAACAACAACCACAACCACAACAACAACAGCAACAAAUUCAGCAACCACAACAACAACAACAACAGCAACAUAUCAAUUUCGCCUCCCAGACAUUCCCGGCCCAAGCCCAACAUCCCCUUAAAUCAAUUUCUUCCUCCGCAGAUUCAAGUUAUAGCUCCCUUCCCAAUUUACGUAACCCUGAGAAACAUCCCAACCCAUCCUUACUCAACUCUACGGCGAACAUUGUGAAAAAGCCCUCCGUUCCACACGUUGAUGCCUCACAGAUAAGUGCUGCAACCCCGUUGAACGCGCCUGUCGAGACUAAUGGUGAUACGCAGAGAGGUCAUCUAGAAAGACCCGAAGGUUCUCCUUUCCAUGUGCUCUUAGUUGAAGAUGACAAUGUGUGCAUAAAGCUUUGUCAGAAAUUUUUAAUGAAAUAUGGAUGCACUGUUCAGGUGGUAACUGAUGGCCUUUCGGCAGUUGAUGUGGUCGGUAAAGUAAAGUUUGAUCUAGUAUUGAUGGACAUUGUCAUGCCUAAUCUUGACGGUGCAUCAGCUACAGCAAUAAUCCGAAACUUUGACUCACAAACACCCAUUAUUGCUAUGACGGGAAACAUUGAAGAUCAGGAUUUACUGACAUAUCUGGAACAUGGAAUGACUGAUAUUCUAGCAAAGCCUUUCACAAAGGAUGAUCUCUACAUGAUGCUUGAAAAACAUUUGAUCAAGCAAAAAAUGAUAGAUCCCCUAGAAGCUACGUAUACGAAUGGAGACGACACAAAAGUGCCCAAAGACUCCAAUGCGAUUACUCCAGAUCCUAAUCUACUAAGUGAGGACCUUGUAAUUCCCCCUUCCAAAAGGCAGCGGAUUUAA
Komagataella phaffii GS115 is the source of this 1551-nucleotide messenger RNA. RefSeq lists its product as uncharacterized. Gene Ontology annotation, biological process: regulation of DNA-templated transcription; phosphorelay signal transduction system. The transcript has a single exon. The coding region runs from base 1 to 1551 and encodes 516 amino acids. NCBI's taxonomy places the organism in Eukaryota, Fungi, Ascomycota, Pichiomycetes, Pichiales, Pichiaceae. Gene Ontology annotation, molecular function: DNA-binding transcription factor activity; phosphorelay response regulator activity; sequence-specific DNA binding. The record is from RefSeq and is a predicted model, not a curated record.